This is a messenger RNA of Hevea brasiliensis (rubber tree), 995 nucleotides long. Its product is annotated as vacuolar protein sorting-associated protein 55 homolog. Gene Ontology annotation, cellular component: endosome. Gene Ontology annotation, biological process: late endosome to vacuole transport via multivesicular body sorting pathway. Lineage: Eukaryota; Viridiplantae; Streptophyta; Magnoliopsida; Malpighiales; Euphorbiaceae. The record is from RefSeq and is a predicted model, not a curated record. The transcript has 6 exons. Bases 296 to 709 code for a protein of 137 amino acids.
ACAAAGUAUGUCAAGUGUUAGGAGCAUUUUGUAAGUUACCCUUUUGAAACUACCUUUCCACUUCUGCUUGUCUGGCUUCACCAAACUGGAGAAGGUGCAAGAGUUCUCGUGGAUUUCGUGGAUUUUCUGUGCGCAAAAAAUUUAAGACCGCAACCGAAAUUUCUGUUCUCUUGGUUCUGGGCUAAUUUGUUGCUCGUAAACCUUCCAGUUUCUGAAACAUUGUCAAAGCAGUGAAGUUGAAUGAGUUUUAUUGUCUAAUAGUUGUUUCCAUACAUGAGGUGAAGCGAAUUGGGUGAUGGCAGAUUUACCAGGUUAUGUUCGUUCCUGUUUGCAUACUGGGAAGCUUGCUUUCUUGGCUAUCUUGGUAUCUGGUGGAAUUGUAUUACAAAUUUUGGCAUGUGCACUGUACAACAAUUGGUGGCCUAUGCUAAGUGUGAUAAUGUAUGUGCUUCUUCCUAUGCCUUUGCUGUUCUUUGCUGGCUCUGAUAGUUCUUCCCUUUUUUCAGAAUCUGAUAACAGCUGGGUCAAUGCGACUAAGUUCUUGACUGGUGCCUCAGUAGUUGGAAGCAUUGCAAUACCAGCGAUUUUAAAGCAUGCUGGUGUCAUUGGCUGGGGAGCACUAGCAAUGGAGCUUUCUUCGUUUUUUGUCUUUGUGAUAGCCAUAAUGUGCUACAUAGGCAUGAAUGAUGAUGGUUACAGCAUGCUCUAAAAAUGUCUCUUUGUUUGUAAACAGGUGCUACUUUUUUAGUGCCAUUUCAUGAUUUCAUAUGUUGUUUUUACAUGGUAAGCAAAUUCGAUGCUCUUAUUCUAGUUGGAUGACAUUCUUUGUGCAUAAUUGUUGCCUUUGAGUUAAAGGUUUUCAAAAUUGUUUGUCUUGUAGAAAAACUUGUCAGAAAUGAACAGGCAAACCAUAUUCUGUGAUCUCUGUAAGAAAUGAUACUGCUCGAGAUUGAAUGAGUGAAUCUAAAUUGAUAAAAGCUUACUGUUACGCUGAA